Messenger RNA from Malaya genurostris, 1297 nucleotides. It is a transcript of the gene MAGE, whose product is annotated as non-structural maintenance of chromosomes element 3 homolog. NCBI's taxonomy places the organism in Eukaryota, Metazoa, Arthropoda, Insecta, Diptera, Culicidae. Gene Ontology annotation, cellular component: nucleus. The transcript is spliced from 3 exons. Bases 339 to 1127 code for a protein of 262 amino acids. The record is from RefSeq and is a predicted model, not a curated record.
GGGGCAUUUGGUGGGCAAUCAGAGCGCUCAGAGUACGGUAAACAAACAUUCGAGCAUUUCAAUUCUAGUAAAAUCUUAAUUUCCUUAUCGUAGUGAUGAUAUUCUGAUCGAUAAUUUGCGGGGAAGUGCUUUAAAAGGCACUGAAGAAACAAAUAAAUGAUGCUGGCCACAGUUUCAUGACGUCAUAGCAGGAGGCUGAACACAACAGUCAAAAAAUCAACACAAAAGUAAACGAUUUCUGAAAAGCGAGCAUGAAUGCUUGAAACCGAAAAAUAGCCGGGAAAAGCAACAUUAUAUGAUUGUGAUUAAAGUGAAUUAUUUGUUGGAAUACAAAAGUUAUGCCUCGACCAACAGUAGUUUCACAGAUGUCUGCCUCCCAAGCAGGUACGGCACGCGGGAGUCAACACAAUUCCACUCAAGGGUCGGCUGGCAACCAGACGAAUCAAAAUCCACCCGCUCCCGACAGUGAAUUGGAUCACCUAGUAGUUAACAUGGUCAAGGUCAUUUUGAACCUUUCGGUUAACAAGCAUCUCAUCAAGAAAGCUGAUUUAGCGAAAAAUGCACUCGGAGGUAACAGUCGUGCCUUCUCGAAAGUUAUCGGACCAGCCAUGACGGAAUUGAGUGAAGUCUAUGGCUACAAGCUGAUUGAAACGGAACGGAAUAAAACAUUCAUACUGGUUUCCAAUGUGCCAUGCGGUUCGAUUCUCGAUUUAAACGAAGACUAUCGACGAAAAUACACACUGCUUUAUUUAGUGCUUGGAUAUAUAUUCAUGAAGAACGGAAGCGUGCCGGAACAAGGGCUGUGGGAUUUCCUGGGGAAACUCAGCAUCAACGACGAAGAGGAUCAUGCAUUCUUCGGGAACGUCCGGAGGCUGAUUGGGGAAACGUUUCCGAAGCAAGCCUACCUCGUCCGAACCAAACAGGUGGUAGAGGGAAUGAACGAGGAUCGGUUCGUCUAUAGUUGGGGCGUACGAGCCCAGCACGAACUCAGCAAGAAGGACAUUCUUGAGUCGAUUUGUAAGUUGCUGGGGAAGCCGUCGAUCUGCUACGUUACGCAACAUACAAUUGCCUACGGCGAAAGUCAGGACGAUGAGGAAGAUGAACCGAUGGAUGCCACACAGGCUUGAGUUGAAUUGAGAGUAAUAUGAUUUUUAGUUAUUAAAUUCGUUGAAGUAUGGAUUAAUGCUAUUCUAUAGAAUUUAAGAGCUCCGUGUACAAAGUGUUUUAAUAAUUAACAGUCCACUUUUCAAAUGUACGAAUUUGAAAUUUCAACGAGCAGUUAUGGUUAAGCUCAGAA